AUGUCGCAGGUGGUGAAGAGGGACUGGGGCGGGCGCGGCCUGACGCUGGAGCGGCUAGAGCGCGAGCUCGACGGGUUCGCCCAUGCGCGGGGCGGCCGCCCGUGCCGUCUGCAGCUCUACGUGCCCGACAACCCGGACCUCUUUGCGGGCGAGCAGGCCUUGACCCACAGCCUGCUGCGUCGUCUGGUGGGGCGGGCGGCGGUGGAUGAAGAGGGCAAUGCAGGCGACGGCAGUGGAGUAGUCGUGGUGGAGGUCUUGCACAUGGGCGGCUGCGGCAUGGGCGCUGAGGGGGCGCACGCGCUGGCCGAGGCACUACGCGGGGGUGGGAGGGGCGGCACCCUGUCCAAGCUCUGGCUCAAGCGCAACCCACUGACCCUUCCCGGUGCCGAGGCCGUCCUUCGUGCUGCGGCUGCGGCUGACAGCUCGCCCCGGCUCACCUCCCUCGACUUCUUCAACACCCAGCUCGGACCCGAGGCCGCCGCGGUGUUUGCUGAGGUGCUGCGGGCCAACAAGAAGAUCAGGCACCUGUUCUUGGGCGGCAACCACUUCGGUCCGGCGGGCGGCAGGGCCAUGGCCCAGCUGCUGCGUGAUGGCAGCGCGCUCACCAGGCUAUCGCUGGACAUCAGCCACCUGCGGGACGAGGGUGCCGCCAGCAUGGCCACCGCGCUGCAGCAAAACACGAGCCUGACCUACCUGUGCCUCAAAUACAACGGCUUCACCCCUCGGGGCGUCGCCUCCCUCUUUGGCGCGCUUCAGGCCAAUCCUCGCUCCCGGCUCGAAACCCUGAUCCUGGGCUGGAAGCUGACCUACGACGAGCUGGCCUCCAAGGACGGCGUGCCUCCCGAGGAGAUCAGGUCGCUGGCCAACCACGUGGGCACGCGCGACGAUCAGCAAAAAGCGGUGCGAUCGCCCCUGGCCGACGACGAAGCCGAAGCCGCCGACGCCGAGGGUGAAGAGCAGGCCGGCAAGAAGAGCGAAGGCGUGGAGGCGCUGGUGCGACUCCUGCGGGAUCCGCACUGCUCGCUCACGCACCUCAACCUGUGCCGCACCUUCCUCAGCGUGGACGAGCUGGCGGCGAUCGCCGACGCCGUGCAGCACAGCAACACGUCGAGCCUGCGCCAGCUGCACCUCCACCCGCAGACCGACGACCUCGGCACGCAGAGGGAAGAGAAGCGCAUCGCCGACCGGGUGCGCCAAAUACUGGACAAGCGCGGGCGCGAGCAUCGGCAACGCGGACAGGAGGAGCCAGUCGAGGCCGACGCCCACGCCCACGUGGAACAGCGCCAACGACCUGCGGAUGUCGAAGCGACGCCGAAGCCCGCGGCAGUGGCACAGCCAGCCGUGGGUAUGAGCGAGCUGAGGAAGAGGAAGAAGGAGAUCACCGAAGAACUACAACUGAUCGAGAAGGAGGACAGAGCUACGGGUGACGACGAGCAACUGGCCAAGCGAGCGCACGAUCUGCGUGAGGAGCUCGCGGGCAUCGCCGACGCCAUGCAGCGGGCCAAGGCGCUGGUCGAAGCCGCGCGCAAGGUCCUGCGCAAACAGAAGAAGCGACAGCGCAAGGACGACGCCAAACGCAACCCAGACGACUGCGCACACACCGCACACACCGCACACACCGCACACACCGCCCCUUAA
This is a messenger RNA of Acanthamoeba castellanii str. Neff, 1638 nucleotides long. RefSeq lists its product as uncharacterized. Bases 1 to 1638 code for a protein of 545 amino acids. Gene Ontology annotation, molecular function: protein binding. The transcript has 4 exons. NCBI's taxonomy places the organism in Eukaryota, Discosea, Longamoebia, Acanthamoebidae. The record is from RefSeq and is a predicted model, not a curated record.